UGUUUGUUUAUAUUGGCAAGAAACGAAUAAAGUCAAGUUAUAUUUGGUUGGAAAAUUUAAAAACUUGUAAAAACAAAUAGCAAUUUCAAUUUUAAUUAAAUAAAAAAAACAUAAAACACAAUGUACAAAUAUGCUGCAACAGAUUCAAUAUUUGAUGGUGUUUCAAAUAUAUAUUUAGUUAGUAUUGCAACAGCAUUUUUAGCGGUUAUUAUAGCUUUUUAUUGCAGUAAUUUUCUCAAGGACGAAAGUGAAAAGCAAUUAAAACAAGUAUUAAAUGAAGUAGGCGAUGAAUAUGACGAGAAUAUGGGGGAGGAAGAAUUGCCAGAACAUGAUGAUUAUCUUAAUAAUACAACUACCACUGAAAUAGAAAAUCAUUAUCAAUUAAAACAGGAAAUACAAAAACGUUUAAUACUUGAUGAAUUGGAAAAUACCAGUGAUUAUGAGGACAAUGACACUUAUAAAAAAGUUUAUGCGAAACGCAAUUCUAACACAUCGACUAAUGACAAUUCCGACAUUGACUAUGACACGGAUGAUGAUAUGCAUGUCGAUGGUCUUGUUAGUAAAUUGAAAUCGAAAAGAGUUAAAGAGUUGGAAGCCCAAUUAACCAGAGAUCAAUUGGAGGAAGAGAAAAGAAUCGAACGCGAACAAUUGGCAGCCAUAUUUGAGCUUUUAAAAAAACAAGAAGCCGAACUUAAUAUGAAGGAAAUCGAUGAAUCAGAAUUAAAUGCUCAAUUAGCUUUAUAUCGUUAAAUGAUGUCACAACAAGUUGUAGAUUAACAAAACCAAACCAAAGGAACCACCAAUUAGAUACGUUUCUCAGAGUUUUUAAAUGUAAUAUAGUAUAUAAUUAUACAUAUUUUUAUAUGCUAUAUAGAUAUAUAUAUAGUAAUAGAUAGAUAUUAAUAUGUAUGUUUGUUUUUGUCCAUAGUGA
Molecule: messenger RNA, 931 nt
Organism: Lucilia cuprina (Australian sheep blowfly)
Lineage: Eukaryota; Metazoa; Arthropoda; Insecta; Diptera; Calliphoridae
Exons: 3
Coding region: 121-750 (209 amino acids)
Source: RefSeq, a predicted model, not a curated record